This is a messenger RNA of Neltuma alba, 393 nucleotides long. Its product is annotated as probable indole-3-pyruvate monooxygenase YUCCA1. Gene Ontology annotation, biological process: auxin biosynthetic process. Lineage: Eukaryota; Viridiplantae; Streptophyta; Magnoliopsida; Fabales; Fabaceae. Gene Ontology annotation, molecular function: monooxygenase activity; flavin adenine dinucleotide binding. The record is from RefSeq and is a predicted model, not a curated record. The annotation marks the transcript as partial. Gene Ontology annotation, cellular component: endoplasmic reticulum membrane. The transcript has 2 exons.
GUGAUGCAAGGAGUGAAGGAGAUAACGAGAAAUAGUGUCAAGUUCGUGGAUGGUCAGGAGAGAGAGUUCGAUGCUAUAAUCUUAGCAACGGGCUACAAAAGCAACGUGCCUACUUGGCUCAAGGGCUGUGAUUUUUUCACCGAAGAUGGAAUGCCAAAAACGCCCUUUCCAGAGGGUUGGAAGGGAGAGAAUGGAUUGUAUACGGUGGGGUUCACCAGAAGAGGUUUGCUCGGAACCGCUUCUGAUUCCACCAAGAUCGCCCAGGACAUAGCUCAUCGGUGGAGGACCGUCAAAGACAGCAAGAACUACCGUAAUUCCCACAUCGUCCUGCUCAGGAGCUCCUUAUGCCCUUCCCGUCCCAAUCAGCUUGUAAAAUGCAAGAAAGAUAAUUAG